Myripristis murdjan (pinecone soldierfish) is the source of this 1130-nucleotide messenger RNA. Its product is annotated as olfactory receptor 2F1-like. The record is from RefSeq and is a predicted model, not a curated record. NCBI's taxonomy places the organism in Eukaryota, Metazoa, Chordata, Actinopteri, Holocentriformes, Holocentridae. Gene Ontology annotation, molecular function: G protein-coupled receptor activity; odorant binding; olfactory receptor activity. The coding region runs from base 50 to 1033 and encodes 327 amino acids. Gene Ontology annotation, biological process: detection of chemical stimulus involved in sensory perception of smell; G protein-coupled receptor signaling pathway. Gene Ontology annotation, cellular component: membrane. The transcript is spliced from 4 exons.
UCAGGCAGAAGACAAUAACACCUCGACUUGACGAGCUCGGCUGGUUUGGAUGGAGAACACAAGCAUGCUAACACCUUUGAAACAGCCGAUUGUGUUUGAGCUGGAGGGUUUCCACGUACCGCAGGGCCAGGGCUCUCUCCUCUUCUUCCUGGCUCUGCUCAACUACAUCGUGGUGCUGCUGGGGAACGGGCUGGUGGUGAGCAUCAUCAUCUACGACAGAGCUCUGCACAAACCCAUGUACAUGAUGGUGUGUAACUUAGCCGCCUGCGACCUGCUGGGAGGCUCGGCCAUGCUGAUCCGCCUCAUGAUCCACUUCCUCACGGGGCAGAAGAGGAUGCCCUACGCCACGGCCAUCGCCCAGGCCUUCUGUGUGCACACGUAUGGUGCCGCAGUGCAGACCAUUCUCGCUGCCAUGGCCUAUGACAGGUACGUGGCUGUGUGUGAGCCGCUGAGGUACCACGCCAUCAUGACGUCGGCUCGGCUGCUCUCCUGCUGCGCCCUGGCCUGGCUGGUGGCUUUUGUCUGUAUUGGCGUGCUCUUUGCCCUCAACGUGGGCACGCCGCUGUGUGGCAGCACCAUCAAGCACGUUUACUGCAGCAACCGCUCUAUUCUGAGGCUGGCCUGUGGGCCCACGCCCAUAAACAACAUCUAUGGCCUGUGCAUGACGUGGUCCGUGAGUACAGGCACCUUCCUCAUCAUCGCCUUUUCCUACAUCAGAAUCCUGCACGCCUGCAUAAAACAAGGCAGGAAUGACCGCAGCACCCGCAGCAAAGCCUUUCAGACGUGUGCAUCACACCUCGUUCUUUAUGUUCUGUAUGAAAUUUCCACUAUGAUUCUGAUUUUGAGCCAAAGGUUCCCCAGUAUCUCCCAGAACAUCAAAAGGUUUUUUAGCAUCCUGUUUAUCAUCGUUCCACCGGCUCUCAACCCCAUUAUCUACGGUCUGGUCACUAAAGAGUUACGCACAAGCAUCAUCAAGCAGUUCACCACACGAGUCUCACACGUAAAGCCGCAGCAGGUCAAUACCCUCAGAUAAUUAAAUUGUAAACGGGAUUUUGAAAUGUGUAAUUGCACAUUUUAAGAUAAAUGAACACCACAUGUAAAAAUUAUAUAGCACUCUACAUAUUGUUGUU